UCUUGAUGACAAAAUGUUUAAUUAUAUACCGAAACAUGUGACCAUUUAACUACUUUUAAUUUGAUUAUCAUUUUCCUUCGAAACAUUUAAAAUGAUACGGGGUAUUGUUUCAUGAAAAUGUCUCCCUAGAUAAUGCAUUGUAAUUUCUUAAUCAUGCUUCUUCCGUUAUUACACAUAUUAGGAGAUUUUACUCGUCCUCAGAACACAAACCCAAUUUGUCCACCAUGUUAGGAAUUGACCUAAGAGAAGACUCGGAUUCUUUGGUUUCUAUGUACAGUACGUCAAGUAUCAAGCUGAACAUACACAACUGUAAUUGGCUUUACAUUUGGCCCAUCUCAUGAAGGUAUGACCAUACGAGUUCCCGAAGUAAAUCUGUAUAUAUGUAUUAUAACGACUAGCCUUUGUGCAAUGGCGUCUCUGGUACAUUUCAUGUUUUUCAUCUUAAUUCUAACGCAUGUGCAUUGUGUGCUUUUACGACAACCACAAGUUGUCUACGAAUGGCGAUCCCUGGAUUACGCCUGGCCAAAUGACACGACAAAACAACAGUUUAUCACCGAGAAGCGAUACAUAGUGGAAAAUAAUAUCAUUACUGGAAUUAAAGUAUUGGAUGGAAGCGUUUAUGUGACCGUGCCAAGAUGGAAACCAGGCGUCCCAUCGACGCUCAACAAAGUAAUGACCAAUCUAUUGAAUUCGGAGGAAAGCAUUCUAGAACCAUAUCCUAAUUGGAAGAUGCAAACAGUCGGGGAUUGUGACGCGCUCCAGUACGUCCAGAGCAUGGAGAUCGACCCAAAUACAGGACACAUGUGGAUAAUAGAUUCUGGACGAAUCAAUCGCCUCACGGACCAACCAGAGGACCUUUGUCCAGCUAAAUUGGUUAUUUACGACGUCCGAAGUGACAAGCUAAUACACAUAUAUGAGUUUCCCGACAACGUCGUUUCAAGAACGUCCAAUUUUAUGAACGACAUUGUCAUUGACUACGUAAAUGGCGUCGCCUCGUUUGCAUAUAUCACCGACACGGCUGAUGCUAAAUUGUAUGUGUAUGACUUCAAACAGGAUACGUCAUAUUUUUUCAAGCAUUCAUCUAUGGGAAUCUGAACCUGGAACCGAAACAAUUAAU
This is a messenger RNA of Pecten maximus, 1117 nucleotides long. RefSeq names its product protein yellow-like. The record is from RefSeq and is a predicted model, not a curated record. Lineage: Eukaryota; Metazoa; Mollusca; Bivalvia; Pectinida; Pectinidae. Bases 346 to 1095 code for a protein of 249 amino acids. The transcript has a single exon.